CGUGAAAGAAGGUUGUGAAAAAGUACUCAUGCGUAUUAAAUAUUGGAAACCGGAUCAAGCGUGAACUAGUGUUGUCGGAGAGAUCAGGUAACCGACCAGAGGAUGAACUGCUAUCUCCUCUUUUGUGUUGUAAUUGUGUUCCAAACCGCUGCCAUCGCUACACAGAGCUUAGAAACUCGCGGACAAGGCAUAACGUUGCGACACAAGCGGGCUUCAGUAAGCAAAAACAUCACUUGUACUGAAGAGGAACUGAAGAAACCCACCGGCGCCAUUUUAAAAAGGCGAAAGCAAAGUAUCGAGAACGAUUCCUCGACUUUCCUUCCAGGUGAAGAGGCUGUUUUCGUAUGCAAAGAUGGAUAUCGACUGCAGAAUGGUCAACUCAAAUCAUACACCUGUAAAGCAGACGGAAACUGGACUUUAAACGCUAAGAACAAGUCAGAGGAUGGUAAGUGUGUUUGUGAUUUCAAAGGUAACUCGGGGUAAGAAUAUUUGCAUUACAGUCGACAACGAAUUAAAAGUUUACUAGUUAAUCAAGCUCCCCAGAUUAACGGUGUAGGAGGUCAAAAUACCUCUUGGUUAAAUAUGUUGUCUUAAUACCGGAAUCUUGUGUUUGGUAAAUGUCUUAUUGGGGCUAAUUGUUUUAAAGAUGAAUAAAACCUCGACAAAAACACGUAGCAAUAACUUAACAUGCAAAUAAUAUGUAAAUUAUGCGCACUAAACAGUACAGCUGUUCAGAAAGUUGUCUUCUAAGCUGACUUAAGGAUUCCUUGCGAUAAAUCUGGUGACCGAAAAAUAGUAAUUACAACUACAAUUUUAAGAAAGACUGAGUAGCAGAUAAAAUCAAAUUUUUUUAAAUUUUAUCUUGUGAUGUGAUUUUUCUCUAGGCUUUUGUCAGAAGGAUCCCUGUGGUGCAAGGGUCAUAGACGUCACUGGAAGAGCCACAGGAGUCCUAACUAGCGAUAUAUUCCAGCAAAGUCAAUCUGACGCGAUUGUGAAUUGUAGUCGGACACUUAAAACGCAAGAUCCGGGCUUUUACAUUAAGUUGCUUUUUGAAAACUUCACCUUACCCGAGGACUGUACUCAAGAUUUUGUGACAUUGGAAAAAGUACGAUUUUGGGAUUUCAAAAAUGAGAAUUGCCCCUGCGAGGAGAGUAAAUCUGUUUGUAGGUUUAGUGGCAAGCACGCCCCAUCCCUCUCUCGGUCCGUCACAAAUGAAACAACGGUGAACUUCUACUCGUCAAACCCAGCUAAGUCCUACUUCAAAGCGAUAUGGUUUAACGUGAAUGGUUUGUUUCCGGAAGGAGUUGUUCCCGCUCCGGACCCCACUGAGAGUCCUGAAAUCGUGAAUUCCAAGCUCGAACUGACAACAGCACCUGAGUCGAAUACAUCCUUCACAGUUGCCCUCAUCCUGUUUACACUCAUAUUUUUCGUUAUCGGCGUCGUGUUGGCGUGUAAAGUUGGCCAACGGUAUCUGGGGCCCUCAUGCAGCUUUGGUGCCUUUUUUGCUUGGGUCUCAAGUUUACGCACUUCCCAGGCCCCAUUAUCGACGCAACGCGGUGCAACGUCCUCAGAAGAAAGAGGCUUAAUGACAGACACUGACAGUCCCCUCGUAACGGAGCGGGUUGUCAUACGGGGAUUACAGCAUUCUCCGUCAACAGAGGAUGAAUCGAGUGCAUCUUCUCGUGAAAGCUUACAGAAUGUUGUCUGAUGGAGUGAAUUCGAGUUGCGCCGGAAACUUCAAGUUAUCUGUAAUUAGAACCAAGCCAGCAAAAUUUCGAGGGUCCGGAGCCUUUUUCCAAUCGGAGGUCGUGUCGUAAAGAAGAAUAAGUUUAUAUGAAACUGCGAGAAGUUGAAAUCUGAAAGCAAAACUCAGAUUUGUAGAAUGGCGCCAAGCGCAGUUAAAUGUUUUGCUUCUAGGUCUGAUUUUUCACCUUCGGCCGAGUAUUAAUUAAAAAAGCCUCACAUAAGUCUGCUUACAACCUUUUCUUAAGAAUCUCUGUGCGAGACAUCAAUAAACAACGCAAAUUC
Messenger RNA from Pocillopora meandrina, 2028 nucleotides. NCBI's taxonomy places the organism in Eukaryota, Metazoa, Cnidaria, Anthozoa, Scleractinia, Pocilloporidae. The record is from the annotation of a GenBank genome assembly.